GGGAAAUUGGACUCCGGUGGAGCUGACCACGCGAACGCUAAAAUCCUCCUCCACCCCAUCUGAUGUUGAGAAAAAAAAGAAGAGAUCAUCUGCUCGGGAAUUUUCUACUUUCAAAGUCCUCAGUCGUUAGGGUUCACUCUUUAUCCCUCGACUUUCUCGUUCUCUUGAACAUUCGAUUUAGCCACUCCUUUCUUUUUUGGUCGUCUUCUAUAUUCUCACUCCUUGACCUUUCCUUAUCAGUCCUCCUCCCGCUGUCACGGCUCUUCAGUAAGGGGGUUUUCACUAGGGCCAAAACGCAAACCGAUAACUAGGUUCAUGCCCCUCCCCUCCAAUUAAUUGCGGCUGGUCAGACAAGAGACCGACACUGCAGUUAUCCAUCGACUGCAAGUAGAACAUGCACGCGGCCAUUCGACUCCAAGCCUGCAUCUCUCGUUGAUCUUGCUCCCCUUCCCCCCCCAGACUCGCGGGCGGGUAGUACCAUCCCUGAGACGACUGAACUAUUGAACGCCAUGCAUCUUAACGAGCCCUUCCCGGAACCGCCCCAGCAGGCAGAGUCCGCCCUGCUCAAUCGCCGUCGCCGUCGCAAGUCUCUCCCUAUGCGCAGCCAGGGACCUAAUUCCUCUACCGAUCCAACGUCACCCGAAGUUAUCUCAUCACUGAUCUCAUCCCUGUCUGCCAUCUCGGUGCCCCUGAACUCGCAUUUCGACAACGUGCCGCGCAUCGAUUCCAAAGAUUCCUCCGACCCUGGCCUCCCGGAUGUUCCGCAAACCGCGCCGUGCUUCACUAUCCCCCCUUCCAAGCAAAAUGGAUUCGGCUUGAGCUUUGGCACAUAUGCAACUGCUGAAGAGCCCCCGCAUAAUCUCUUGCAUCCAGAUGAUGCCGCCUCGUCACCGGUUAUUCGUAUGGCCAGAGCGCCCCCAUCCCCCAAAACGCCAAAAUCCCCUCGCUCGCCGCGAUUCAAACCGUUCAAAACAACCGAUUCAUCCGUGCGACCGGAAUCAAGAGACUCUUAUACGUCGGUAAGGGCCGCGCCGGAAGAUAGUGCCUUCGGGACGAUCAGCGCAGAACCCGCCCCUCGCCCGUCAAAGGCUCCUAGCAUUGCGUCAAACAGCUCCGCCGGACGAACGAAGAGUCUCAAGGGCCACUUUGGACUGUUAAAGAAGUCGUCGCGCGAAUUCCACAACGACAAAGAAACUCAGGCCGAUCGCCUUCGGCGGACCACCAGCCAUAACGAUAGUUUACGGCAUAACACUUCGCGGAGUCGAGCAAGUUUGCGUUCCAUGUACUCCAUGGCAGAUGUCGCCGAGGAACAUGGGCCCAGUGGGUUGGCAGAAAAUGGUCUGAUGGAGGAACCGAGUAAGGGUUUGAUUGCUAGCACCCCGCCAACCCGAGAACAGCCGUCAAUUCAGAACACGCCGGACGCACACCAGAACCCCGGUGGUAUUGGAAGUGGUCGGAUUAUUCCUACUCGAGACUCUUCUCUACGUCACCGACACAGCCAGUCCUCUGGCUCGAAAAAGCGAAGGUCUGCCCGCCACAGCCGAUAUUCUUCGACUGCCAGCCGAGAUUCGACCCUCGCGGAGAAUGGAUUGCCAGGGUCAAGCAACGACGCAGAGCAGGUGACUAAGAGAAUCCAAGAGUUGAAAGACCAGCAACAGAGAAUCAAGACUGAGCUGGAGGCUGACGACAGCCCCGGCAAGUCUACGGGAGCAGCACCCGUCAGACCCUCGAAGCCGUCACGCAGCACCAGCCAAGUCGACCAAAGCCGCAUUUCCAAAACGCAGAACGGCUCUGCUUAUGGACGUUCAGCCAUGAAUGACAGCGCUCCAUCACCCUCAGUUAUGACUGGCAAGAGUCGUAUGGGAAAGCCCGGGGCACCAUUGUCAUCGAAGCCGACCAACUUCUCUCCAGAAAUGCAAAGGCAAUCAUCUGAAAAGCUCGACCAUGAGAAAAACCGGCUCAGACGAUCCUUGGAGCCCAUCUCUCCCACACCGUCCCAUCGCCGCACGCCGUCCGGUCCUACACUGGUCAAUCGUGCCUCAAUCAACACUGAACGGCCAUCCAGUGCGGACUCGAUCGACCUGGCUGUGGAUGAUUAUAUCUUAUCUCCGAAACUCACCCAGAGAGUACCGCACCCAACGACGGGCCGCACCAUCGCCUUUUCCGAGGUCGGCGACCCCAAGGGCCACGUCGUUCUCUGCUGUCUCGGCAUGGGUCUCACUCGAUAUCUCAUGGCAUUCUACGACGAGCUGGCUCGGACUCUGAACCUGCGUCUGGUCACCCUCGACCGUCCUGGUGUUGGUGAAAGUGGACCACAUCUACUGGAUGAACCCAGCAAUCCUCUGAGUUGGCCUGACGAUGUUGCCAUUGUUUGUAAUCACUUGCGGGUGACGAAAUUUUCCAUCCUUGCGCACUCGGCCGGUGCCAUCUAUGCCCUUGCCACGGCCCUUCGAAUCCCUCAACAUAUCCGCGGGCGUAUCCAUCUCCUCGCUCCUUGGAUCCCUCCUUCUCAACUCUCCAGCAUCGGCUCCCAGAAGGAGCCCGUGCCGACUAAUGCCGUCCCCUACUCCCAACGAAUUCUCCGUGCUCUUCCCACGUCUCUCCUCAAGGUGGCAAACACCAGCUUCAUGAGUGCUACUAGUGCCAGCAUCACUACUAGCUUACCCAAGUCUCCACGGCGAGCAAAGAAGAAGACCGCCAAAGAGGCCUCUAAAGAAGAAGUGCCUGCCCUACCAGUCCCUGCGUCAAGCGUGGAGCCCAAGUCUCCACAGCCUGGAGUUCUCUCGCCCGUUGAACCCUCCAAACCAUCAAAUGUCACCCAUGCAGCGUACAGAGAUAGCGAUGCGACUCUUGGAUCACGCGAUAAGUCUCCAGAGGAAGAGCUGGAAAGACAGCGGGACUACGACACCAGACUCACUCAUAAGGUCUGGGCGCUGGCCACUGCUAAUGCCAACCCCGCAGUGGAUCUUUUGACAUGCUUGGAACGCCGCCAGACUAUCGGAUUCCGCUAUGUGGAUAUCACACGAGCCACCGUGAUUCAUCACGGUAGCAAGGAUACUCGUGUGCCCGUCGAAAACGUCCAGUGGCUGGGCAAGACGAUGCGGCGCUGCGAGGUGCGUAUCCUCGAGGGCGAAGGCCACGGUCUCAUGGCUUCUGCCAGCGUAAUGGGCAGUGUCUUGACCGAAAUCGCCAAGGAGUGGGAAGACUGGACCACCAUCGUCCAGGGCCGACGCCGGGCGACCGCUCAACAGGCGGCACGACCGAGUCUUUCUCUCCAAGCCUGAUCACGAGGAAAUCGUUCUUCCGUGAUCCCGUCACUAAACAGCAUCCUUCAACUCCCUCUUUUAUUCUCACUUGUAUCCCCGCCCCUCCUCCUGACUUCUACGCGUUACGUUGACUCUUGCCUUCAACCUCACCCCGGUGGUUCUAUUCCGCUCUAAUCACCCCUACUCAUCACUGUCUUCAUACCACCAAGUACCACAGCCGGCUCUGUGGACUUCACUGGUGGCUUCCCACGUCCCCCUACUUACAAUAUAUACACCCCGCCAGCAUCAUACAUAAACCUAAUAGUGGCCGAUGUACGCCCCGUCUAUGGAUUCACGUGGAGUCGCGCCCGGACCGAAACCCUUGUGAUUUAGCAUAAUACCCAUGUCAGCUUUCUUAGCUAAUUUCAUUGUCUUAUCGAAUCUUGCUCAAUAAAUACUCUUACUUUUUGG
This is a messenger RNA of Penicillium brasilianum, 3716 nucleotides long. Lineage: Eukaryota; Fungi; Ascomycota; Eurotiomycetes; Eurotiales; Aspergillaceae. The record is from the annotation of a GenBank genome assembly.